UCCGCUUCCGGUAGCUAUCAGGCUGUGGGACUUCUGAGUGCUGAGCUUGCGGGGGUGAGGAAUUGAGGGCCCAGACGGGAGAGCUAACGCGGUGGAGGUCCAGCAGACUGAAAACUUAAAUUCAAGGUCAUGGCAAAUCAUCUGAAGUUCAUUGCCAGAACUGUGAUGGUACAGGCAGGGAACGUGGACGGUGCAUACAAAACCCUAAACAGAAUCCUCACAAUGGAUGGACUCAUUGAGGACAUUAAGCGACGACGAUACUAUGAGAAGCCUUGCCGCCGGCGACAGAGAGAAAGCUAUGAAACUUGCAAGCGAAUCUACAACAUGGAGAUGGCUCGAAAGAUCAAUUUCUUGAUGCGGAAGAAUCGGGCAGAUCCUUGGCAGGGCUGUUGAGGCUUGUAGCUAGGAGUCCCAGUGUGAAAACCCUCAUCCGAUUGUGUCUCCAACUCUCUUCUUCCUCCAGCUCCUUUUCACCUUUCUUA
Molecule: messenger RNA, 482 nt
Organism: Erinaceus europaeus (western European hedgehog)
Lineage: Eukaryota; Metazoa; Chordata; Mammalia; Eulipotyphla; Erinaceidae
Gene: MRPS21
Product: mitochondrial ribosomal protein S21
Exons: 3
Coding region: 130-393 (87 amino acids)
Biological process (GO): translation
Cellular component (GO): ribosome
Molecular function (GO): structural constituent of ribosome
Source: RefSeq, a predicted model, not a curated record